UAUACAUUAUAAACAAAACAAUUUAAAAACAUUUGAUUUUAAAUUCUCUUAAAAAGUUAUGCAUUCAACAGUCUAUGUUUAACUUCGAAACCUUAAUAAUGUUAAACAAAUAUUUCUUAAUUUUAAUUAUCCUUCUGUAUUACCUAGCGGGAGUUCUUGUCGAAAAGGGUGUUAUACUAAAAGAUCUCAAGUGUCGUCUAAUGGAUGAGGAAUUUUUCAUUUUAGAUAAAUGUGAUUACAUAACAAACACCCACAAUAUCGAGGAGUUUCAUUUAGUUUUAAAACUUUUUCCCCAACGUCCCAUAACCAAUUGUCUGCUGCAAUUACAAUUUCAACUUAAAACCUUUACAGUACCUUUGAAAUUCAACGGCACCUAUGAUGUUUGUAAAUUUAUGAAAGAACAGCAGAAAAAUCGUGUCUUAAAACGUUUCUAUGAUAUCUAUAAACGUUAUAUGAAUGCAAAUCAUUCUUGUCCCUAUGAUCAUGAUGUUUAUUUUAAAAGUUCUAAGCAAAUACCUUUUGCUGAUAAUAUACCCUGGCCUAGUGGUGAAUAUUUAUUUCAGUCAUUAUGGAUUAUAGAUAAAAGGAUUCGCUUUAUUUUAGCUGGUAUUAUAGAGUUUUAUAAUGAUAAUAGUAAUUCCUCAAAAAGGAAAUAUUUUAACAGAAAUUAAAGUCAAUAAAGUAAA
Messenger RNA from Lucilia cuprina (Australian sheep blowfly), 686 nucleotides. RefSeq lists its product as uncharacterized. The transcript has 2 exons. Lineage: Eukaryota; Metazoa; Arthropoda; Insecta; Diptera; Calliphoridae. The record is from RefSeq and is a predicted model, not a curated record. Bases 75 to 671 code for a protein of 198 amino acids.